Messenger RNA from Budorcas taxicolor (takin), 3354 nucleotides. RefSeq names its product coiled-coil domain containing 158 (gene CCDC158). The transcript is spliced from 23 exons. NCBI's taxonomy places the organism in Eukaryota, Metazoa, Chordata, Mammalia, Artiodactyla, Bovidae. The record is from RefSeq and is a predicted model, not a curated record. Bases 1 to 3354 code for a protein of 1117 amino acids.
AUGGAACAAAAACCUUGUGAACCCAAAAAUGAACAUCUUUUAUCAAGCAGUGGCAUCCCAUCCAAUGCAGGUUCUUCAAGUCCAUUUUUUAUGUCGUCUAUUCGUGGAACAAUAAUUGAAAACACAUCUUCAACUGGGACUAUAACACAAAUUCCUUUUUUCCCUAAAUAUGAAGUGGAACUUGAUUCUCAUAGAAAAGUCAUUCCUUACCCUGGAAAGGAACACAUUGAGCGUGUUUUGGAAGAAUAUUCACAUCAAGUCAAAGAUUUGCAGAGAAGACUAAAUGAAAGCAAUGAAUUGCAUGAGAAACAAAAGUUUUACUUAAGACAAUCAGUCAUUGAUUUGCAAACAAAACUUCAAGAGAUGCAGAUGGAGAGAGAUGCCAUGGCUGACAUCAGACGAAGGGAGAGUCAGUCCCAGGAGGAUUUACGAAACCAGCUUCAAAAUACAGUUCAUGAACUUGAAGCUGCCAAAUGCCUUAAGGACGAUAUGCUGAAAGACAGCAGCACACAGAUAGAGCAGCUAAGAAAGAUGAUGCUUAGUCAUGAGGGAGUGCUUCAAGAAAUCCGAUCAGUCCUAGUUGACUUUGAAGAAGCCUCAGGCAAGAAAGUAUUUGAACAGGACAGCAUGUCUACCAUCCACUCCAGAAGCAUGGCCUCAGCUAUUAGUAAAAUCCUAAGAGAAUUAGACACAGAGAUUUCUUAUCUUAAAGGGAGGAUAUUUCCAGUAGAGGAUCAGCUUGAAGCACUGAAAUCUGAAUCACAAAACAAAAUGGAGCUACUUCUUCAACAACAUCAAGAUAGGAUUGAGCAGUUAAUAAGUGAACAUGAAGCUGAAAUAACAGGACUCACCGAGAAAGCUAGCAGUGCUAGGAGCCAAGCCAACAGUAUCCAGAGUCAAUUGGAAAUCAUUCAAGAGCAAGCAAGAAACCAAAAUUCAAUGUAUAUGCGCCAACUGAGUGACCUGGAAUCUACUGUUUCUCAACUACGUUCUGAAUUAAGGGAAGCCAAAAGGAUGUAUGAAGACAAGAUAGAAGAGCUGGAGAAGCAGUUAGUUCUUGCAAACUCAGAGCUAACUGAAGCACGGACGGAACGUGAUCAGUUCAGUCAGGAAUCUGGAAAUCUGGAUGACCAACUUCAAAAGCUCUUGGCCGACCUACAUAAGCGAGAGAAGGAGCUGAGUCUGGAGAAGGAGCAGAACAAGAGGCUGUGGGACCGGGACACGGGCAACAGCAUCACCAUCGACCACCUGCGGCGGGAACUGGACGACAGGAACAUGGAGGUGCAGCGCCUGGAGGCCUUGCUCAAGGCCAUGAAGAGCGAGUGUCAGGGCCAGUUGGAGCGGCAGAUGGCAGCCAUUCAGGGAAAGAAUGAAAGUCUAGAAAAAGUGUCCUCCUUGACUGCUCAGCUUGAAUCCACCAAAGAGAUGCUCCGCAAAGUGGUGGAAGAGUUGACAGCCAAGAAGAUGACCCUGGAGAGCUCGGAGAGGACCGUGUCGGACCUGACCGCUUCCCUCCAAGAAAAGGAGAGAGCCAUCGAGGCCACCAACUCAGAAAUCACGAAGCUGCGCUCCCGGGUGGACUUGAAGUUGCAGGAGCUGCAGCACCUGAAGAAUGAAGGGGAUCACCUCCGAAACGUGCAGACAGAGUGCGAGGCCCUCCGGCUGCAGAUGGCAGAGAAGGACAGAGUGAUCGAGAUCCUGCGCCAGCAGAUCGAGAACAUGACACAGCUGGUGGGCCAGCAGGGGCGCACGGCCGGCGCUAUGCAAGUGGAGAAAGCUCAGCUGGAGAAGGAGAUCAGUGACAGGAGGCUGGAGCUACAGGAAGUCAAGAUUUUGAAAGAUAAAAAAGAUGCAAAGGUACGGGAGCUUGAAGCCAGAGUGAGUGACCUGGAAUUGGAAAAGGUGAAGCUGGUGAACGCAGGCUCCGAGAGGCUCCGUGCAGUGAAAGACAUCAAGCAAGAGAGAGACCAUUUAUUAAGUGAGGUGAAAGCUAGUAGGAAUGAGUUAAACAGCCUUACCGAGGACUAUGAAGUCUUAAAAAGGAACUUUCGAAACAAAAGUGAAGAAAUGGAAACUACUACAAAUAAGCUGAAAAUGCAAUUAAAAUCUGCACAGUCUGAGCUGGAGCAAACAAGAAAUACUUUAAAGUCAAUGGAAGGAUCUGAUGGUCAUGCUAUGAAAGUGGCAAUGGGGAUGCAAAAACAAAUUACAGCUAAAAGAGGUCAGAUAGAUGCCCUUCAGAGCAAGAUACAAUUUUUGGAAGAGGCAAUGACAAAUGCGAACAAGGAAAAACAUUUUCUAAAAGAAGAGAAGACGAAAUUAAGCCAGGAAUUGAGUACUGUUGCAACAGAGAAAAACAAGAUGGCUGGAGAACUAGAAGUCCUGCGAUCUCAGGAGCGCCGAUUGAAAGAAAAGGUUGCUAAUAUGGAAGUUGCUCUCGAUAAGGCAUCUUUGCAGUUUGCAGAAUGUCAAGAUAUAAUACAGCGUCAGGAACAAGAAUCUGUGCGCCUAAAACUUCAACACACGUUGGAUGUAAAAGAACUGCAGGGCCCUGGAUACACCUCAAAUUCUACUGUGAAGCCACGCCUUCUACAGCCAUCGUCUGCUGCUCGCUGUCAUUCCAACGUGCCAUCUUCCCAGUCUACAGCCAGCUUCCUGUCUCAUCACUCUAUGAAACCUAACGCAAAGGAAGAUCCAACGAGGGACUUGAAACAGCUUCUCCAGGAGUUGAGAAGUGUGAUCAACGAGGAGCCAGCCGUGCCUCUGGGCAAGAGCGAGGAAGACGGGAGAGCACCAUCUCUGGGGGUCUCCUUUGUGGCUGUAGAUGGUAGAGUAAGAGAUUCCAUUAUUGAGUCAAGCCUGAGAUUAGACAUAUGCCAUAGAAGCAACAACUCAUUAAGGGAAUCCACUGAAGGCAGCAAAUCAAGUGAAACUUUUAGCAGAGAGCCAGUCACGUUACACGUAGGAGAGUUGGAAGAUCCACCUGGUUGCUUUGUAUUCCAAUCUGCAGGAAGUCCAUCUGUGAAAAAUUCAGCUUCCCGUUCAUUCCAUUCUUCUCCUAAGAAGUCUCCAGUCCACUCACUCCUAACUAGUUCGGUUGAGGAUUCCAUAGGUUCCUCACCACAGUAUAGAUCUACCAAACCUGUUCAUUCACCUGAUUCUGUUAAAGCUUCACAGUCUCAGCCAAUAGAAACAACCGGAAAGACAUGCAGGAAGCUCCAAACCAGACUGGAAAGCUUGCAAACUCUGGUAGAAGAUUUACAGAUGAAGAACCAAGCAAUGUCUUCAAUGAUCAGAAAUCAAGAAAAGAGAAUACAGAAAGUGAAAGACCAGGAAAAAAUGUUACUAAAAUGA